GCCAAAAACGUCCUUUCUCUUCAGUGUAAACGGAAGUUAGCAAUGACCAAAAAAACAUUUCUACGUUAGCUUUUUCUAUUGCUGUUAUUUAUACGUUUAUUAACACGAUGUAACUCUAAAUAUGACUUAUUAACUUAACAGCAUCACAUACGAAUUGGAGACGGGACUUGGUUGAUAGACGUUAUCUAGGUAUAGUUAGCUAACAAUGGCUAACUGUAUGGUUUUUCACAAUCAAAUAGCCUCCAUUAUGGAGGUGCUAGCGAAUUCAGCCGUGGCAGAGAUCUGUAAACUCGUAGACGACGACUAUGCAGUGUUUCGUUUGGAAAUGACUCAAAGCCAGAAAGACAACAGGGGAUUGCGGAGGAAACUACAACUACUGGAAUUGAAGGUGGCACGGGAGCGCGCAGAGAGAACUUUGCGACAGCACGUCGUCGCCAGUCGUCCCAGUAGUGUCAAGAUCCUCGACCGAUACAGAGGAAUGGCAAGAGGUGAAGGACAUCUCACUGGAGGCCACAGGAGCUUUGUGAAGCCAGCGGGACACAACGUGUGGAGAGAUGACCAACCCAUAGCUAUAGAUGAGAGGAGUGGAACCUCAACCCAGCAUGUUAUCGUGAUAGAGUCUGCAAAUGCAGAAGCUGCAGGUCCUGGGGUCAAGCAGGAGAGGAAUGAAGGAGAGGUGGACCCACAGCACAGCAGAGACAUCCAGUCUGGACCAGCGGCUGGAGUGGUGCACCCUGUAGUCACGGAGGACCUUGCCGCUUACGCUGCGCCCCAGGCCAGGACCGGACGCAGCAUCACGGAGGUCAGUGGAACGCUGAACGACGUCCUCAAGUCAGAGACGUUAACUGUAACACAGAGGCUCUUACACACAGGAUCUGACCACAGAUCAGACCCAGAGAGACUGGGGUUGGGGCCACUGGCUGCUCCUGGCACAGAGUACUUACCAGUAUUUCACCAGAGCCAGAGGACGGUUAAUUCCCAUGGAGAUGGUGAUGCGUUCUACACUGGCAUUGAUGAUCUGUCUUGUUCUUACGCCACAGAGAUGGACCCUGACCACAUAUCCUUGGGUUUAGAGACACAGUCUGAUCUGUUUAGAGGGGACUGGAACCGGUACAGUAGUAGUGUAUACUCUGAAGGGUGCCUAGAUAAGAAAGGGGAGGUUAUAGUGGUAGAUGAGGUGACUGUGAAAGUGGAGGGCGAUACUCCUCCUACAUGGAAUGCAGAUAGUCACCUAGGAGAUGGACAGUCACAUGGCAGAGAUUUCUUAGAUUGCAGGGAAAGCUUAGAGACAAAUCUAAAUGUCGACACUCACUCCCCUUUACACGUGUUCAGGGAUCGUGACCCAGUGUCCACGUCAUUGGGACCUUUCGAUUCACAUGGCUCCGUCCUUUUCGAUCAGGUAUUGAACUCAAAAGACCAAAGUGCCAAGACGCAGGGAGGGGCAGCCACAUCGGGCAAAAAUAAAGACAAACCGUUCCUCUGCAUGUUCUGUAACAAAGGCUUCAGCUGCUCCCAGAAGGUGGAGAUCCAUCAGAGGAUCCACACAGGGGUGAAACCCUUCAGCUGUACCCAGUGUCACAUGCGCUUCGCUCAGGCUUGCAACCUGAAGAGGCAUCAGAGGGUCCACACAGGGGAGAAACCCUACAGCUGCCCCCAGUGUGAGAAGAGGUUUUCCCGGCAGCACCAGCUGAAGAUGCACCUGAAGGCCCACACGGAAGAAAGGUCAUUCACCUGUACGCACUGCGGAAAAAGGUUCUCGGAGAGCUGCUACCUCAGGAUACACCAGCAGAAAAACCAUUCCACUCUGUAACGUAGAAAGUAACCAUUCCACUUGAUAGUUUCUGACAUUUUAGAUCAAACCCUGCAUCAAAGACAAAUAGGAAUUGUUUUCAACAUAAAAUACCCAUAGAUUAAUGAAACCCAUUAGGCUACAAUGCCUCUUAUUCUCUGGCUCUAUGCAAAAAUCUAUACGUCUCCGAAUGGGUCCAAUAAUUGAUAAUGCAGUUAAAGUGUGGGGACAGGCCAACAGACAUCUCAUGACCUCAUUCCCUUUUCAGAGCCAUUCUCCAUUAUGGACAAUAACCUAAACUUAUCGGGCUCAAAACCCUUUGUUUUUCAUCAAUUGUCUAGUAGAAAUAUUUUCAUCCUCAGUGACAUCUUUGACAAUUCAGGUCUUCAUACUUUUCAAGACUUCAAAGAAUCAUAUAAUCUCCCAGGGACUC
Molecule: messenger RNA, 2222 nt
Organism: Oncorhynchus gorbuscha (pink salmon)
Lineage: Eukaryota; Metazoa; Chordata; Actinopteri; Salmoniformes; Salmonidae
Product: zinc finger protein 14 homolog
Exons: 3
Coding region: 206-1810 (534 amino acids)
Biological process (GO): regulation of transcription by RNA polymerase II
Molecular function (GO): RNA polymerase II cis-regulatory region sequence-specific DNA binding; DNA-binding transcription factor activity
Source: RefSeq, a predicted model, not a curated record